Molecule: messenger RNA, 1424 nt
Organism: Hipposideros armiger (great roundleaf bat)
Lineage: Eukaryota; Metazoa; Chordata; Mammalia; Chiroptera; Hipposideridae
Gene: GALK1
Product: galactokinase 1
Exons: 6
Coding region: 93-1298 (401 amino acids)
Biological process (GO): carbohydrate phosphorylation; galactose metabolic process
Cellular component (GO): cytoplasm; cytosol
Molecular function (GO): galactokinase activity; ATP binding
Source: RefSeq, a predicted model, not a curated record
CUCUUAGAGACCCAUGACCAGGGGCUGGUGACCUCUCACAGCUGCAGGACUCUAGGACCUAGCAGAUUUCUUUGGACACCCAGGUUGACUGGAUGCCAGCUUGGCCGCUCCGGCUGUGGGUGGAUGGUUGGCUGGUGGGUGUGGGCACAGAGAGGGGCACAGGGACAGAAAGGGCAGCUCAGACCUCCCAGUCUGGCCAAUACCACUCGAAUGGGCGCCCAGCGGCCUUUCCCAAAGCCCGCCGCCUGGCGCGCGCCCCGCAGCAGGACACGGACCGGGGCUGCGGGCGGGGCGGGGCCCGUGGGACCCGGGCGGGGGCGCGCAGCGGGCCGCCCGGGCGGGGCGGCGAGUGCAGGAAUGCACGCCACCCGCCGCAGCCCCGCCCCGAGCAUCCCGCGCCGACCCGGCUGCGCCGGCGGAGCUGCAGGGCGAGCGUCAUGGCCGCUGCGAGACAACCCCAGGUCGGGGAGCUGCUGGCCGAGGCCCGGAGGGCCUUCCGGGAGGAGUUCGGGGCCGAGCCGGAGCUGGCGGUGUCAGCUCCCGGCCGCGUCAACCUCAUCGGAGAGCACACGGAUUACAACCGGGGCCUCGUGCUGCCCAUGGCUCUGGAGCUGGUGACCGUGCUAGUGGGCAGCCCCCGGGCAGAUGGCCUUGUUUCCCUCCUCACCACCUCUGAGGACGCUGAUGAGCCCCGGAGGCUGCAGUUUCCAUUGCCCACAGCCCAGCGGUCACUGGAGCCCGGGACCCCCCGCUGGGCCAACUAUGUCAAGGGUGUAAUUCAACACUACCCAGCUGCCCCUCUCCCUGGCUUCAGUGCAGUGGUGGUCAGCUCCGUGCCCUUGGGGGGUGGACUGUCCAGCUCGGCAGCCCUGGAAGUGGCCACAUACACCUUCCUGCAGCAGCUCUGCCCAGCUGGCAGAGAGCUGGUGAGCAAGGAGGGCUUCAGGCGGGCACGGCACGUCGUGGGGGAGAUCCGGCGCACGGCCCAGGCAGCGGCUGCCCUGAGCCGGGGCGACUACAGAGCCUUUGGCCGCCUCAUGGUGGAGAGUCACCACUCACUCAGGGAUGACUAUGAGGUGAGCUGCCCUGAGCUGGACCAGCUGGUGGAGGCCGCGCUGUCUGCACCCGGGGUUUAUGGCAGCCGCAUGACGGGUGGCGGCUUUGGUGGCUGCACAGUGACCCUGCUGGAGGCCUCCACUGCUUCCCAAGCCAUGCAGCACAUACAGGCUCAGUACAGUGGCACCGCCACCUUCUACCUCUCCCAGGCGGCUGACGGUGCCAAGGUGCUACACGUGUGAGGGGCUUCCCUCGGAUGGCACAUGGCAGGCAUGGGGCCUGCCAGGUACCAAGUCAGAAAGCUCCAUGCCUCGGGCCCCUGCCCUCCACCUCUGGGUGCUCAAUAAACUUGUGCCUCGGACCACUGA